Molecule: messenger RNA, 1101 nt
Organism: Plasmopara halstedii
Lineage: Eukaryota; Oomycota; Peronosporomycetes; Peronosporales; Peronosporaceae
Exons: 1
Coding region: 1-1101 (366 amino acids)
Source: RefSeq, a predicted model, not a curated record
AUGAAAUUGAGUACUCUUCACCCGCCAAACAGUCGACUCCUAAGUGCCGACGUUAUAUCUGGUGUCGUUCAACAGCGCUCGAAAGUCUCACGUAACGCGUACGUGGAUCAAGAGCACAGCCUAACAUUGUCACAUCUACCGCAGCCUCCUCGCAUACAUACGUCUUAUGUAGAGUCUGAAAACCCAAACGACUCGUCAACAGAUGGACGUUGGGCAAGCCAUCAUGGCACCACCGAAAUGACCACGAAGCUAAGAUGUGCUCAAAAUUUUACCCCUUACUCAGCGUCACGAGACGGCCUCACGAUAAGUGAAGGCCCUGCUAAGCCUAUCACACAUAAAGGUCAGAUGACUAGUAUGGUCGAAAUGAUUAUAGCAGACAAAGUGCGACUUCGGGAACUACGUCGAGUAAGGCAGAUUCGGUAUCGACAAAAAAAAGAAAACUACGCGGCUAGUCUUGAUGAUGGAAACAAAAAGCUUCGAAGCGAAAUCGAGCAGCUUUCUCAGCGUCGUCGAGUAGCAGUUGCCACAAUUGCGUCGACAACAAGCGGGUGGAGUGUGGCCGUCGAGUACUUUCGACUUUUUCAAUACGGAGUCCGGAAUUUCUCUGAUGCGCAACGCAGUGUUCAAAUGGCUUUCUUGCAAGAGACGAUGGCACCGGACAUCCUCUUUAACUCCGGAUACGGUAUUGAAGCUAUUUUAGACUACUGGCAUUGCAUCUCGCAAUGGUUUGCGAAUUUCGAGGUCGAACUAAAAGCCUUGGAGAAAGCCUCAUCAAAUACACUUGUGGCCAGCACCGUCACUACCAUCACAAUUUCGGAAAUAACCUUGCGACAGAUUUUCCCACAUUUGCUGAGCAUGGACCAGUCAAAAGGGUUGACACCACUGGCGCAAGAACUUUUAGACCAGACUCUAAUUAUGCAGGGAUCAGCACAAUUUGAAUGGGAUCGCGAGCACUCUUGUGUUGGAAGCAUUCGUAGUCAUUCGGAUAUGAUACCCCCGCUUUUGUGCGUACUGGGGGAUCUUGACAAGGUGUCGCGUGUGUUCAGCAAAGCUCUUAUAACACCGGACUUUAGGUGCAAGGCGUUUGCCACGCGCAGUUGA